AACGGGAAUUACAAAGAAAAUUAACCGAACCUGUUCGGUUGAGUUCGAAUUUCGGUUUUUUCCGAGUUUUGCUUACUCCUAGUAAUCUGUCACACUCCCGCUCACUCCACACUCAAAAGUUCCCUCUAACUGAUAACCGGAAACCACCGUAAAUGGCUGCAACAGCAACGCCAACUGGCGGCGCAUUCACACUAACGCCGCAUAAAGUCUCGGUCUGCAUCCUUCUUCAACUGCAAACAACGCCGCCUUUUCCUUUCUCUUCAAUAUCUCAGCAUAAUCGCCUUGGUUUAUACCUCUUGGCUCUCACGAAGUCUUAUGAUGAUAUUUUGGAGCCAACAUUAGAGGAUCUAGUAAAUCAAUUGAGGGAAAUUGGAGGAUCGUUAGGUCAAUGGUUAAUUCAUAGUUUGACAAAUAGGGUUUGCAAUUUGUUGUCUCCUGAUGAUUUGUUCACCUUCUUUAGUGAAAUGAGAGGAAUUCUUGGAGGAUCUGAUUCAAUAGUCAUGGAUGACAGUCAAGUUAUUCUUGAUCCUAAUAGUAUUCUUGGAAUGUUUCUCCGUCGAUGUGUAUUGGCCUUUAAUGUGUUGUCCUUUGAGGGUGUGUGCCAUCUUUGGACCAAUAUAGCAAACUAUAAGGAAGCCCUUACAAAUUGCCUUCCAUAUGAGUUGCAUGGGGUAGAUGGUUCAAGUAACGAUAUGGAGUCAUUUUCAGAAUAUGAAAAUAUGGACCUGGAGAAUUUUGUUUUUGAGAAAGUUAGCGAGGAAAUUGAAGAAAGAAAGCAGGCUAGUGAAAGGGUUUCUUUUCACCUUCAUGCACCCCAAGGGCUUUUUGGAUUGGUUGAAGAUGUUGAGGUUGUUGCUAACCCAUCCAAACAUGGUGACAAAGGCGCGGAAGGUUGUCGACAUGUACAUCCUCCAGGAAACACAGCAACUGAUGCUGAUCCCAUUGGAGAGGUAUUCCUACGAACAAACUGGCAGGUACAAGGAUACUUAAUGGAGCAAGCAGAUACGAUUGAGAACAGGCAUGGCAGUUCUUUCUCUUUUAAUGCCUUUGAAAUGAUUUUAGGCCAGAUUAAAAAAUUGGCCCCUGAGCUGCAUCGUGUUCAUUAUUUACGUUACUUAAAUAGCCUUUAUCAUGAUGAUUAUUUUGCUGCUGCGGAGAAUCUUCAUUGCUACUUUGAUUACAGUGCAGGGACAGAGGGAUUUGAUUUUGCACCACCAUCUUCUGGAUCUAAUAACUCUGAAAGAUAUGAGAUCGCUUUGUUAUGUUUGGGCAUGAUGCAUUUCUACUUUGGGCAUCCUAAGCAAGCUUUAUUGGUCUUAACCGAAGCAGUCCGUGUUUCUCAGGAGCAAAGCAAUGACAGUUGUCUUGCUUACACUUUAGCAGCUAUCUGCAACUUGUUAUCUGAAAUUUGUAGCUCAACUACAGCUGGAAUACUUGGAACAUCCUACUCUCCUAUUACCAGCAUGGGCAUUUCAGUGUCUGUGGCACAACAGUUGUUUGUUCUCUUGAGAGAGUCUCUGAAGAGAGCAGAAAGUUUAAAGUUGAAAAGAUUAGUUGCUUCUAAUCACCUUGCAAUGGCCAGAUUUGAUAUGAUGCAUGUGCAAAGACCUCUACUAUCAUUUGGUCCCAAAGUCUCCAUGAAGCUUAAAACCUCUCCAAUAAAUGUUUGCAAGAAACUCAGAUUAUGUUCAUAUUUGAUUAGUGAAUUUGCCUCUGAAAUCUCCACUUCAACCACUGAUGGUGCUUUUAGUACCACUUGGCUUAAAAAUUUGACAAAACCAAUGGGUUCACUAGUGUUGACCCAGGAGAAUGGAUCUGGAGAAAAUUUUCAUGCCCUUCAGUUCUGUAUGCAACCAAGUUCAAUUCCCAGAUCUGUUUUGCAAUUAUUAGGUUCUUCGUACUUGCUCCGCGCCACUGCAUGGGAGACAUAUGGAAGUGCCCCUCUUUCUCGAAUAAAUGCUCUAGUUUAUGCAACUUGUUUUAUUGAUUCCUCAAGUUCGUCAGAUGCGGCAUUAGUGCAUGCCAAGCUCAUUCAAAAUUUAGCAGCAUUUCAGGGAUAUAAAGAGGCCUUUUCUGCUCUUAAAGUAGCUGAAGAGAAAUUUUUAUCUGUUUCAAGAUCAGUACUUUUACUACUAAAACUGCAGCUGCUACAUGAACGUGCUUUACAUAGGGGACAAUUAAAAUUAGCACAACAAGUAUGCAAUGAACUUGGUGUUCUGGCAUCAUCUGUCAAUGGUGUUGACAUGGAGCUUAAGAGAGAAACAAGUCUUCGUCAUGCUCGUACAUUGCUUGCUGCAAAGCAAUUCAGCGAGGCAGCUGCUGUUGCACAUUCCCUCUUUUGCAUGUGUUACAAAUUUAAUAUGCAGGUUCAAAAUGCCACUGUUCUUCUUCUGCUUGCUGAAAUUCACAAGAAAUCAGGCAAUGCUGUUUUAGGGCUUCCAUAUGCGCUGGCAAGCCUCUCAUUUUGCCAGUCUUUUAACUUGGAUCUUCUCAAGGCAUCAGCUACUCUCACCCUGGCGGAGCUGUGGCUCUCUCUGGGAUCAAAUCAUGCAAAGAGGGCCUUAUCGCUUGUACAUGGGGCUCUUCCAAUGGUUCUUGGCCAUGGAGGUCUGGAGCUACGAGCUAGGGCUCGAAUUGCUGAAGCAAAAUGCUAUCUCUCUGAUUCGAGUUACUCAGUUUUUGAGGAUCCUGAGGUUGUACUGGAUCCUUUGACACAAGCUUCUGAAGAGCUUCAGGUGUUGGAGUAUCAUGAGUUGGCUGCUGAAGCCUUCUACUUGAUGGCCAUGAUUUUUGACAAACUGGGAAAACUAGAAGAAAGGGAAGAAGCUGCAGCUUCAUUCAAGAAACAUGUAACAGCUCUCGAGAAUCCUCAGAACGAGGAUGAUCCUCUCUUAAUUUUGUUACGAUAAAAGUUGAGAUUCUGUUUCAUGUAAAUUAAAAUGGUGACAUCUAUACUGCUGGUAGUUUUUACUAUCUUUUACUUUUCCAUACAAUGUAGCCUUUAUGCAUUUUGUUCUCCGUAUAGUGUCUGCUAAUUGUAACUAGCAUUUAAAGCUGCAAUAUUAAGAUGAUUCCAAUCAUAACUUGAUCUCUCUAUGAUCACCGGUA
This is a messenger RNA of Ricinus communis (castor bean), 3108 nucleotides long. RefSeq names its product anaphase-promoting complex subunit 5. The coding region runs from base 153 to 2909 and encodes 918 amino acids. Lineage: Eukaryota; Viridiplantae; Streptophyta; Magnoliopsida; Malpighiales; Euphorbiaceae. Gene Ontology annotation, cellular component: anaphase-promoting complex. The record is from RefSeq and is a predicted model, not a curated record. Gene Ontology annotation, biological process: positive regulation of mitotic metaphase/anaphase transition; anaphase-promoting complex-dependent catabolic process; protein K11-linked ubiquitination. The transcript has 20 exons.